AUGAUUGAGGAAAAGAGACAAAAUAGACAAUUAUCGCAGCAAGAAUGCCUUGCUGAGUUACUGUCUGUUUUUGGCAACGAAGCGCCACAUCAGUCGACAAUUUCCCAUUGGUAUGGAAAAUUCAAACGUGGACGGGUGAGUCUUAGCGAUGAUCCCAGGGUGGGUGCACAAAAAACGGCAGUCACCCAGGAAAACGUCGAUGCUGUGCGCAAACUCAUCAUUGAAGAUAGACAUGUGACAUAUCGCGAGAUUGAGGCGUCCUUGAAGAUCUCAAAGACCUCAUUUCAAAAAAAAUUACAUGAAUUAGGAGUAAGAAAAUUAGGUUCUCGUUGGAUACCCCACCUGUUGACUGAAGAGCAGAAAGCAGCCAGGGUUAAUUGGUGUCAAAAAACGCUUGACCGUUUUAAUUCCCGAAACUCAAAAAAUGUGUACAGCACUGUUAGUGGUGAUGAAUCGUGGAUUUACUUUUGGGUGUUCCAAGUUGAAGAAAAGCCAACAAAAGUCAUCCGUUCUCGAAGUGUUUCGAAAAAGAUGGUCGCGACAUUUGUGUCAAAAGCGGGUCAUAUUGCAACAAUUCCUCUUAAUGAGCAAAGAACUGUUACUGCGGAUUGGUAUACCACCAAUUGUUUGCCAAAAGUCAUCACCGAGCUUCGAAAAAUCAACCCCGAAAGAAGAAUCAUCCUCCACCAAGAUAAUGCAAGCUCGCUCAGAGCCCAAAAAACAAGGCAGUAUUUAACGGAAGAAAACGUGGAAUUAUUGGACCAUCCUCCAUAUAGUCCCGAUCUAAGUCCUAACGAUUUCUUUACUUUUCCCAAAAUUAAAAACAGACUGCGUGGUCAAAGGUUCCAGUCACCAGAAGAAGCAUGGAAUAUGCUUCGAAAAUUGAUUCGUGGAGAAUACUUCGAAAAACAAUAA
Molecule: messenger RNA, 915 nt
Organism: Acanthoscelides obtectus
Lineage: Eukaryota; Metazoa; Arthropoda; Insecta; Coleoptera; Chrysomelidae
Source: the annotation of a GenBank genome assembly